Raphanus sativus (radish) is the source of this 789-nucleotide messenger RNA. RefSeq names its product mitogen-activated protein kinase kinase kinase 20. The transcript has a single exon. Lineage: Eukaryota; Viridiplantae; Streptophyta; Magnoliopsida; Brassicales; Brassicaceae. Gene Ontology annotation, molecular function: protein kinase activity; ATP binding. Gene Ontology annotation, biological process: protein phosphorylation. The record is from RefSeq and is a predicted model, not a curated record. The annotation marks the transcript as partial.
CUUGGUGAAGGUUCCUUUGGUUCGGUCAGUCUCUAUCAAGGCCUUCGCUACGACGGCACUGUGGUUUCCGUCGCGGUCAAAACCUCCGACCGUCAACACGCGGAGUCUCUCUUCAGAGAGGUUCAAAUCUUGUCUGAGUUCAAAGGGUGUACGAGAAUCGUCCAGUGCUACGACACCAGAGUGAAAGCAAGUCUCAACCAACUUAAUGGUUGCGUGGAGUACAAGAUUCCCUUGGAGUACGCUCCUGGAGGAAGCCUGAGUAGUUUCAUCAACAAAUUCAAAGACGAUAAGCUGCCUGAUCCUAUGAUCAGAGACUUCACACGUAUGCUUCUCGAAGGCUUAGACACGAUUCACGCACACGGGUACGUUCACUGCGAUCUCAAACCGGAGAACAUCCUCGUUUUCCCUAGCCACGUCAACAACAACGGCGUGUGGAGAUCUUCCUUCCAAUUGAAGAUAUCUGAUUUCUGCUUGUCGAGAAGGGAAGGAGACAGCAGCUGGUGGGAACCUAGUCGUCCCUUUGCUGGAACAUCGAUCUACAUGUCUCUGAACUCGGUUUCUUACGGUGAGACAGAGAAAGACCUAGACUUGUGGUCGUUAGGGUGCUGUGUGCUUGAGAUGUACACUGGGAAGAGACCUUGGUGGCAUAAGAACUAUGAAGCGGAUGAUCUCAUGAAGGACCAAGAGCCACUGAUUCCGAGUGAUCUUCCUUUGGAAGCAAAACUCUUUAUCUUGACUUGCUUUGCGCGGAGAACAAAAGACGCGUCGAGAUUGUUGAUGUUAAGUUAG